AUGAGCAGGGAGCUGAAUGGAAUUGUAAAAGCAUGGGAUGCAACAGUUAGAAAAUCUGCAACUGCUAAGAAAAGGGCUAACAGCAUCUUCACACCGAUGUCUGUAGCCCAUGUAGACGACGAAGACGACGACGAACAAGCGUCGUCUUCGUCGAAAGAGUUGUGUCAUAUUGAAAAGAUUUUCUCCAAUGGUGAUUUCUACACAGGUCAAUGGCUUGACAGGUUUCCACAUGGUCAUGGUAAGUAUCUAUGGAUUGAUGGUUGUAUGUAUGUUGGUGAAUGGAUUCAAGGUUUUACAAUGGGGAAAGGUAGGUAUAGUUGGCCUAGUGGUGCUACCUAUGAAGGUGAAUUCAAGGUUUUUUAUAUGGAUGGUAAAGGUACUUAUAUGGGUUCAUCUGGUGAUACUUAUAAAGGUUCUUGGGUUAUGAAUUUGAAAAGUGGGAAUGGGAAUGAGAGUUAUCCUAAUGGUGAUUUCUAUGAUGGUGAAUGGAAGAAGGGUUUGCAAAAUGGACAUGGUAGGUAUCAAUGGAAGAAUGGUAACCAAUAUGUAGGUCAAUGGCGGAAUGGUUUGUUUCAUGGGAAUGGUACAAUGAUGUGGCAAAAUGGUAAUAGGUAUGAUGGUUGUUGGGAAGACGGUUUACCGAAAGGUAACGGUACGUUUCGAUGGUGUGAUGGUAGUUUUUAUGUUGGUGUUUGGAGUAAAGAUCCUAAUGAACAAAGUGGUAUGUAUAAUCCAUCCGGUUCGUGUGAUAAUCAUCUCGAAUGGGAUCCUCAAGAGGUUUACACUGUUGAAUUGAGUGAUUGUACGAUUUCGCCUUGCGAAGAUGUUUCGAUUUAUCCUUCGGAGAAGAUAUUGAGUUUGAUGGGUUUCGACGAAGGUAAUAAUAAAAUGACGAAACAAUCUACACGUAAGAAAGGAACGGUUGCUAAUGGAAAACCUAGAUGGAGUUCAGUUGAUGGAAGGCUUAGUAAUCACAGCGAGGAAGAAGGGGCUAACGGUUCAGGUAGAAGUUCGACAUUUGGUGGGUUGGGAGGUAAUUCUGUUCAAAGUUGGCAUAAAUCGCCGCAGUUGAGAAUAACCGCGUCGAAAAGACAAGGAGAAACUAUAGCUAAAGGGCAUAAAAACUAUGAACUGAUGUUGAAUCUCCAACUAGGUAUCAGACAUUCUGUUGGAAGACCGGCUCCAAGUGCAUCUCUUGAUUUGAAAUCUUCCGCGUUUGAUCCCAAAGAGAAAGUUUGGACUCGAUUUCCGUCAGAAGGUUCGAAGCAUACGCCACCUCAUCCUUCGUGUGAAUUUAGAUGGAAAGACUAUUGUCCGGUAGUAUUCAGGGCUCUCCGAAAAUUGUUCAAAGUUGAUCCUGCAGAUUACAUGAUAUCAAUAUGUGGGAAUGACGCACUUCGGGAACUCUCGUCUCCCGGAAAAAGCGGAAGUUUCUUCUAUUUGACGAACGACGACCGGUAUAUGAUCAAAACCAUGAAAAAAGCCGAAGUAAAAGUUUUUCUGAAAAUGCUUCCGGCAUAUUAUAAACACGUUCGGGCUUUCGAGAACACACUAGUCACAAAAUUCUUCGGUCUACAUUGUGUAAAACUAACAGGAGCUGCACAUAAGAAGGUUCGCUUUGUCAUCAUGGGAAAUAUAUUUUGUUCUCAAUACACCAUUCACAGACGGUUUGACUUGAAAGGUUCAACGUUUGGUCGCACUACGGAUAAACCCGAGGCAGAAAUAGAGCCAACAACAACGCUUAAAGAUCUCGACUUAAAUUUCAUAUUUCGGUUGCAGAAAUCUUGGUUCCAAGAAUUUUGCAAACAAGUUUCGAGAGACUGCGACUUUCUUGAACACGAAAGGAUCAUGGAUUAUAGUAUGUUGGUUGGUCUUCACUUUCGAGAAACAACUUCGAAUGGCAAUGUUACACCUUGUAGUCGAAAUUCAGGAGCGUGCACCCCAUCUGGAUUUGACGAUGGAGGCCCUCGACUUUCUGGAGUCGACAUAGAUAAUCUCAUCGUAGAUCCUAGUCGGUGGAUUCAAUUAGGUAUAAACAUGCCAGCGCAAGCCGAAAUGGCUUUACGAAGAAGCAAUUGCGACACUCCUCAGUUGGUUGGAGAACCAACUGGGGAGUUAUACGAUAUUAUAAUAUUUUUCGGUAUCAUAGACAUAUUACAAGACUACGACAUUAGUAAAAAGCUUGAGCAUGCUUACAAAUCAAUCCAAUACGAUCCAACAUCAAUCUCAUCCGUUGAUCCAAGGCUAUACUCGAAACGCUUUCGCGAAUUCAUCUUCAGAGUUUUUGUAGAAGACACGAAGUAA
This is a messenger RNA of Lathyrus sativus (Indian pea), 2304 nucleotides long. Lineage: Eukaryota; Viridiplantae; Streptophyta; Magnoliopsida; Fabales; Fabaceae. The record is from the annotation of a GenBank genome assembly.